AUGGUUUCGCAAGCAAAACAGCCUUCGAACGCUACGUUCAAGAACCGUGAAAAGCCACAGGAGGUGCGUAAAGCUAAUAUCAUUGCAGCCCGUGCUGUUUCCGAUGCAAUUCGUACGUCUUUGGGACCUAAAGGUAUGGAUAAGAUGAUCAAGACGUCGAGGGGCGAUGUUAUUAUUUCCAACGAUGGGCACACGAUCUUGAAACAGAUGGCUAUUUUGCACCCUGUAGCGAAGAUGCUUGUGGAGGUUUCUGGUGCGCAGGAUGUGGAGGCCGGUGAUGGUACUACUUCGGUGGUCAUUAUCACUGGAGCUCUUUUAGGUGCAGCUGAAAAAUUAUUGAACAAGGGCAUCCAUCCCACUAUAAUUGCCGAAUCUUUCCAAAGAGCAGCUGAAAGAUCGGUCGAGAUCCUUUUGGAUAUGUCUACGAAGAUUUCUUUGGAUGACAAGGAGGCGUUGGUGCGUGCCGCCAGCACCUCGUUGAGUUCCAAGAUUGUGUCCCAGCAUUCGUCUUUCUUGGCUCCAUUGGCUGUGGACUGUGUGUUGAACAUUGCUUCCCACGACUCCACCAAUGUGGAUUUGAAUGACAUCCGUUUGAUCAAGAAAGUGGGUGGUACCAUUGAUGAUACCCAAAUGGUGAAUGGUGUCGUUUUGACCCAGAAUGUCGCCAAAAGUGCCGGCGGACCAACCAGAAUUGAAAAGGCCAGAAUCGGUUUGAUCCAGUUCCAAAUAUCCCCUCCAAAGCCAGAUACCGAAAACAACAUUGUUGUUAAUGACUACAGACAGAUGGAUAAGAUCUUGAAGGAAGAAAGAGCAUACUUGUUGAACAUUUGUAAAAAGAUCAAAAAGGCAAAGUGUAACGUUUUAUUGAUUCAAAAGUCUAUCUUGAGAGACGCAGUUAACGAUCUUGCAUUGCAUUUCCUAUCAAAGUUGGGAAUAAUGGUUAUCAGAGAUAUUGAAAGAGAUGAAGUCGAAUUUUUGUCCAAGAGUUUAGGUUGUAAGCCAAUUUCUGACAUCGAAUUGUUCACCGAAGAUAGACUAGGAUCUGCUGAUGUCGUUGAAGAAGUCGAAAGUGAUGGUUCGAACAUCGUCACAAUCACCGGUGUCAAAUCCACUAACACUAACCCUACCGUGUCUGUUGUCAUUCGUGGUGCCAACAACAUGAUCUUGGAUGAGACAGAACGUUCCCUACAUGAUGCACUAUGUGUUAUCCGUUGUUUGGUGAAGGAAAGGGCAUUGAUCGCCGGUGGUGGUGCCCCAGAAAUCGAGGUAUCGUGCCGUCUAAUGAAGGAAGCUCGUGCCCUAGAAGGUGUAGAGGCAUUUGUUUGGCAAGAGUAUGCACAAGCAUUGGAAGUUAUUCCAACAACACUAGCGGAAAAUGCAGGUCUAAACAGUUUAAAUGUUGUCACCGAAUUACGUUUAAGACAUGAGAACGGUGAAUCAAACGCAGGUAUCUCAGUAAGACGUUCUGGAACUACAAAUACUUACGAUGAUCAUAUUCUUCAACCGGUCCUAGUAUCUACCAGUGCCAUAAGAUUGGCCUCAGAAUGUGUCAAGUCAAUCCUACGUAUUGAUGAUAUUACAUUUAGUCGCUAA
This is a messenger RNA of Kluyveromyces marxianus DMKU3-1042, 1593 nucleotides long. It is a transcript of the gene CCT4, whose product is annotated as chaperonin-containing T-complex subunit CCT4. Gene Ontology annotation, molecular function: ATP hydrolysis activity; ATP binding; ATP-dependent protein folding chaperone. Gene Ontology annotation, cellular component: chaperonin-containing T-complex. The transcript has a single exon. The record is from RefSeq and is a predicted model, not a curated record. The coding region runs from base 1 to 1593 and encodes 530 amino acids. Lineage: Eukaryota; Fungi; Ascomycota; Saccharomycetes; Saccharomycetales; Saccharomycetaceae. Gene Ontology annotation, biological process: protein folding.